AUGGCAAACGAGAGCGACCGACUCACUGAUCGAUUUUUGCGAUGGCGAAGAGAUGAUCCGGCUAGGAAUUUCAAUAAUGGACCGCUCUACCAAGAGCCAACAGAAAAUCGUGAGUUUUUCCAGGAGGCCGGACUCAAAAUGUAUGUACAUACAUUCCAGGAAACUCUCGUCGAUUUUAUGAUGAGAGAGAAGUUCAGCAGGAGAUGGAAGAUCUACAAAGAUCCAGAUCUCGAAUGCUGGAUGAUCAGGCUUAUGAUUUGUUCGAGGAUCGGGAAGAGCCAGAAGGUGAGGUAUGACGUGGCAAAUUUUCAAGAUUUCUGAACUUUUACAGAUCAAUAUUAUUAUCAAAAUAACAGAAGAAGAAGUAGAAGUAGAUCAUUGUAAGUUUUUUUUUCAUAAUCAUAAUGUAAUGUAAUUUUUGAAGUUCCGGAGAGCGUACAUACGGAGGAGUUGGGGGUUAUUAUUUUAAUGAAUAUGGAGAUUAUACCAGAAGGUGUGAGAACAAUCGAGAAGAAGAAGAAGAAGAUCGGAGAAAUGAGCCAACUGGAUUUGAAGAUGAUGAUAGUUAUGAAGAAGUUGAAGUGUUUGAUAAUGCUGGAGGACUUGGUGGGUUUUUUGCGCUGGGUUUGGAUUUUUAGCUACCGAGCUUUGAAAAUUUGAAAUCAGUGUGAAUUUUGGGCUCGGAAGAGUCUAAACAUCCGUGGAUUUACGGAUAUUAAAAGUUCUAGGGCUUUCAGAAGUUUCUGGGCUGAAAUUUUGCGCUGAGCUCGAAUUUUCGGCUCCCGGAACUCAAAUUUUUUUCAGUUGGGAUCGAAAGAAGACCAAAAAACCACCAACAAAAACGAAAAGAAACAGCUCCACGUAAUUGGAUGCCAACUCACGAAAACAUCGAAGAAUUGUUCGAAAACACAAGAAUUUCUGGAAUAUCUGAGCAUCCCAAAGAACAACAAGUUCAAAUCAAAAAUUCAGAUUUGCAUGAUCAACUAACUUCUUGGGAGACUUCUGGAUUAAAUUCUCAAAUCCUUAGAAACCUUCAAAAGUUGAACUAUUCACACGUUCGAGCGAUCCAAGCUGCAGUUAUUCCACAAAUCUUGCGUGGCUAUGAUGUUUGCGGACAAGCGGAAACCAGUUGCGGAAAAACAGCCGCCUAUGGUUUGCCAAUCAUCCACAAGAUUCUAGAGUACCCAGAAGAUCAGAGAAAUCUGGUUGCUAAAAGUUCAUCGCCCUAUUCGAUUGUUCUGGCGCCAACAAGAGAAUUGGCAAAGCAGAUCUAUCAAAAUUUCCUGAUGUUUGCUGAUGGCACAGAUGUUCAAAUUCAGCUCGUCUACGGUGAGAUGAAUCGAUGGGAAUGUUUGCAAAAUAUUCAAAGAGGUUGUCAUAUUUUGGUUGGAACUUGUGGAAGAAUUUCGGAAUAUCUUGGAAAAGCCGAAAUCAAUUGUGGCAAUUUACGAUUCUUUGUUUUGGAUGAAGCUGAUCGAUUGAUGAAUGAUUUGAGAAAUGCAACUGAAACUCAUCUCAGGAGUAUUUUGGAAGAUCAAAGUUUUAUCGGGACAGAUGAAACUCGCCAAACUUUGUUGUUUAUGGCCACGAUUAAUUCAAAAAUUGAUGGUUUCGCGGGAAAUUUUAUGAGAAAAUUGGAGGGAUUUGAAGAGUAAGUUUUUCGGACUAUCACUAUCCUGAUGUUUGAAAUUGCAAAGGUCAACUCCUAAAAUGGUUUAUGACGCUGUAAAGUUCGAAAAUCUAAUAGCAUAGGGGUUCACAUGGGUUCAAUUAUUUCUGAAGCUAAUUUUCAACUCCUGACAUGAGGAUUUCCACGUAAUAACUCAUGAUAGGAGUAGAUUUCUGCAAUUUUAGAUAACGGGAUUGAGAUCGAAGAAAUUUUUUAUAAAAAAUAUAGAUAUUCAGAAAUUCCUAACAUUUUCAAGAGGCUGUGAUCUCACCAAACUGACCAUGCUGAAAAACUCUCAGAAUUCAAAAAAAAAUUUCUGACAAUGAAAUUAAUUACAGUAGAAUUAAUAGAGCGUUUUUCAGACAAUUCUAAAAGUUGAGAAAGAGGUUUCAGAAAAAUUAAAAACAUUCCAGUGUUGUUCGAAUUGAGGUGGAAAACACGAGAACAAUCAAUUCUCAAGUUCAACUAAAUUUUCUGCAAACCAACAACAUCGCGGAGAAAAAUGAGGAACUUUGGAAGCUCUUGAGAACUGUCGAUGGUGCAACCGGCACCAUCCCUAGAACUCUGAUCUUUGUUGAGCAGAAAAAACGAACCGAUUACUUCGCGAUUGAAUUGACAAAGAAUGGGAUAAAUGCAAGGAGUAUUAAUGGGUAAGGGCUUUAGGUUAAGAUAACGAGCUUAAAAAACGGUUUAGGGAUCUACCCCAAAAUGUGCGUGAAUCGGUUCUCAACGAUUUCAAAAAUGGGAAUAUUCAAGUGCUGAUUUCAACUGAUAUUUGUUCGCGUGGAAUCGAGAUUCCUGAACUUGAAAGAGUUAUAAAUUAUGAUGUUCCAAAGGCAACUGUAGAGGAAGCGAUGGCGAUUUUUGUUCAUCGAGUUGGCCGAACUGGUAGAUCAAAACCUGGACAUGCGUUUACUUUCGUUAAUUUGAGUAAUGAGGUACUUAAGCUAGAACUGACAGAACUAAAAUAAUACAAUAAUUUCGAAUUUCAGAACCCUUUUUAUCGUGAUAGUCAAAACGAUGCAUAUUUAUUGCCUUCAUUUAUCGAAUUAUUGGAAAAUAUGGGAAGAGCUGAUCAAAUCCCCGGAUGGAUGAGAUAUUCUAGAAGUGCAGAAGUUGGAGAUGAAGAGGAUUGGUGA
This is a messenger RNA of Caenorhabditis angaria, 2808 nucleotides long. Lineage: Eukaryota; Metazoa; Nematoda; Chromadorea; Rhabditida; Rhabditidae. The record is from the annotation of a GenBank genome assembly.